This is a messenger RNA of Girardinichthys multiradiatus, 2382 nucleotides long. RefSeq names its product TRAF3-interacting JNK-activating modulator. The record is from RefSeq and is a predicted model, not a curated record. The coding region runs from base 183 to 1928 and encodes 581 amino acids. Lineage: Eukaryota; Metazoa; Chordata; Actinopteri; Cyprinodontiformes; Goodeidae. The transcript is spliced from 14 exons.
UCACUUCCUGUAAAAUAAUGCUCAACAGAAACAGCUACAUGUGAAACGCUGACAAAAACCCGGGCGCUGCUGUAGGGGAGAGGAAGAAAAUGGACGACUUCUCGACCUCUCUAGAAGAAUUUUUCUCAAUGAAUGAGAUAGUCUAAAAGCUUUGUGUCUGCAUAAGAGCCCUGGGAGCUGCCAUGGACCUCCUGGACUUCAGCAGAAUACGACACUUCCAAGAGAGAGAGUUUGACAGAAAAGUUGACUAUCGAGCUGAGAAACGCGAGUAUUUACGUGGACGCAACAAUGUGACCUCUUGUCGAAGCCCUACGAGAGAGCUCGACACGAGACAGAUCAAGAAGCAGCUAAAGGAAAAGAGGCAGUUGGAGUUUCUGAGGAGGAGAUCAGUGAGCCCGGAGCCCCGCAGCUCGGGGUGCAUUAUCUGUUCCACGGAUGUAGAUUAUCUUUCAGAGUUGCAUCAACACAGACAUUAUAGAUCGAGGAGUAAAUCUGAGAAACUGGUCACAAAAACACAAAGGUUCCCCUCUGCUGAUGGACAUGAAGAAAUGAUUCUAACACCAGAGAGUAGGAUAAGUGAUUAUCCAAGCACCAGUAAAUGGGCUUUACUUUGGUCAGAAUCAACAAUAGUGACAAAACAGGAGAAACAGGAGAAAGGUCAGGCAAGGAAACAGACAUCUACUUCCGCAACAGAAUCCACCCAGCACUGGACAAAAACACAAAACACAAGCACCAAAACAUUGAAUUAUACAGCAACGAUUCACCAGAAAUCAUCAGUACAAACUAAAAAAAAGACACUUCAAGAGAUCAGUGUACAAACAGAGUCUGGGUUUGUCACAGUCAAAGAAUCAGAUGUUCAGAGAUUAUCAGACUACUUGCAGGAAGCCCUGUGGAGAGAGGAGACACUGAAGAAGAAGCUAGCAGUCCUGACAGAGAUCUCCAAAAACCUUGUGAACUCAUCAGACGUGUUAUGGACAUCUCGCUGCAGUGAGGACUUGCUGAGAAACAAGAUCAAGGUUCUGGAGUCGCAGCUGCAAGUCUGCCUGCAGAAGUUUCCCAAAGAUGGAGUGAAGAAAGUGAUGCUACAGAUGGAGAAGCAGAGGGGACUGUAUGAGGAAAAGGCCUUGGUUGCUCUGCAGAAGGCCACUCAGGAGAAAACUGAUGCUCGCUGCCAGGCUGAGACACUGCAGGAAGCUCUCAUUACAGCCCAAGCAGAGGCACUGAAGUGGCAGAGCCUUUACAAAGAGCUGAUGCUAAGCUCGGGAAUGCUCAGAGAGAAUCAGCACCUCAGCAAUGACCAGCUACAGCAGCUACACAGUGAAGUCGAGCUUUCCAGAGCCAGAGAGGUGGAACUGAGGAUGGAGGUGGCAUCGCUGAGACAAGAAAAGCAGGAGCUUCAGUACAACAUCUGCCUGCUGGAGGAGGACAACCAAACUUUAAGAGAGGAAAUCCAGAACUUUCAAGAUGGUGGCGAUGAGAGCCAGAACUUCUUUAUUCAGGAGCGUAACACGGCAGACAAUGCAGAAAUACAACUGACCAUCAGCAGGAACUGUCAAGUGGAGGAGGAGCUCCGACUUACUCAGGAGAAACUUCAGCUUAAAGAGAAAGAGUGUGAGGAUCUGCAGACGGAGCUGCACGCUAUGGAGCAGGAGUGUCAGUCCAGCCAGGUCCGACUGUCGCAGUGCAGAGACGAGCUCCGGCAGCUCAGCCACCGCCACAGGAAACCAACGCUGUGCGGGACUUGGUGGAGGGUUUGUCUAUUCUUCCUCCUGCUCCUCGCUGUGGUAGGGGUUGCCAUACUGUGGUCGUGGCAUCCACCUUUCAGAGAGCAAGUAGAAGUCCUGUGUGCAGACAUAGAGGCAAGAAUAGAAGACUAUCUCAUGCAAAUGGCCUCUUCUCAACACUCCGGCUGUUUUAGACCAAUAUGACAAUACUGUUUUACAGUUGUUGUCCUUUUCUACUGUUGUAGUUUAGUUUUAGUUUUAAAACUUUUAGUAUAAAUGUUCGUGGUUCAUGUGGUAGUUUGCAGACUGGAACUCAAAGUUUGUGUCAAGUGUUGAAAAUGUGGAGAAUGUACAGUACGUUUGUGCAGAACGUUAAAAUACGGCUGUUUAAAAUGAUCUCAAGCUGUUUACAGCUCACAAACAAGGCCUUUUCAGAAACUGUGGGUCUAAACAUGAGAUUAGUGCAAGAACAGGGAACAUCUUAUGUACUGUAAAGGGACUGUGUUGCCAGAAGUACAACCUCAAAUAAUAAGAAACCCAUUCAUUUCUAUAAUUUGUAAACAAAAACAUAAAGAAAGACUGACUCUUUUGCCUUGCAUUUUUUUCAAACCUAAAAAACUCCUGGAUCUAUUAAAGUUAAAUAAAAACAUUAAUCAGU